Messenger RNA from Williopsis jadinii, 622 nucleotides. RefSeq names its product GTPase-activating protein RGS2 (gene RGS2). The annotation marks the transcript as partial. NCBI's taxonomy places the organism in Eukaryota, Fungi, Ascomycota, Saccharomycetes, Phaffomycetales, Wickerhamomycetaceae. The transcript has a single exon. The record is from RefSeq and is a predicted model, not a curated record.
AUGGAUGGUUUGGAUGAGGUGCCCGAUGAACUAGGCAUUCAAACGCCACUAUCACCAGCACCAGGGGAUCGUUCAGCAAAUACAUCAGCUCCAAGUUUUGAAAGCAUUCUUAGUGGUAAGAGUAUAGCACCAUUCUCAAGGAUUGCCUUUCUGGAUUUCCUUCGGAAAAUCCACUGUUCAGAGAACUUGGAGUUUCUUAUGACUGCUGACAGUUAUCUCACCACUUUGAACGAUCCAUCAACAAGAAAACACAUUUGGCAUUACAUUUACACGAACUAUAUAUCCACAUACGCUUUGAAAGAGGUGAACAUACCUCAUGAUACCCGGUCAAUACUUACAGACUAUUUCGAGACGGACACUUUACCGAAAGAUUGCGAUAUUGUCGAAUGUAUGAUGAUCAUCAAGGAACUCUUACGCGAUGCAUACUUUCAGUUCAUUCAACAUGCUAAAAGACAAUCUCUCUCAGAGCGUUUCUUCUCGGAGUACAGCAUAUUACCAUCGCCUUCGGAUGAGGAUAUUCCACGUUCUCAUGGGAGACGUACCUCUGAACAUCCAUGUCCUCUAGAUCUCAAUGCUCCUGUGUCAGAGCGCUCCAUUUCCCCUAUUGAGGUGACCGAGGUGA